AUGAAAAAGCGAGCAUUUGAAUGUAUUCACCCCGCGCGUGCCCCGCCAGGUUGGAAGCUCCGACCGCCGACAUCGCCCAUCCUUCAGCCCUACCUCACACUACACUACACUCCUACACCACACCACUCCACUCCACAUACCCCCGGCUCCCGUGCCAUGUCUUCAAAAGACGCCCAUCUCUACGGCGAACGCCCGAAACAUCGUACCAAGGCCAAGGAAAUCUCUUCCACGAGCGCCCUCGCUUUUUCAUCCGCACUCUCCGGCUUGAUCAAGGCAUCAUCAUCAGGAUCAACCGCCGCAACCAAGCCCACGGGUAGCCGCGCGCGAAGCCAAAAGGACGACAUCUUCAAGACCCACAACAAAGGCGUCAAGAAGCGCGCGCUGAAAGAUGUCGAAGAAGUCGAUUUCGCUCAAAAACACCGCGGGCGCACGGCCGAUGAAAAGGCCGAGGACGAUGUCCACUACAAGCGCACCAAACGACGCAUGGAAGAAAAAGCACGCCUGUACAAUGCGCUGAAACGCGGUGAUGUCGAGGAUCUAGAUGACAGGUACGGUGUCGACUUUGACAAGAAGUGGGCGGACAAGCAGGAGAAAGGCGGCGCCGACUCUGCAGAGUCGUCGUCGUCGUCGGACUCGGAUUCCGAAGAAGAAGAGCUGGUGGAGUAUACGGAUGAAUUCGGGCGCACGCGCAAAGGGACGCGCGCAGAGGUGGCGAGGGAGGAGCGGAGGAAACGCACCCUCGCUGCUGACGAGCCCGAUCGCUUCACGGCGCGGCCGAGCAUGCCUUCGGAUAUCAUCUACGGCGACGCCAUCCAGGCCGCGGCGUUCAAUCCAGACGAGACGAUUACACAGCAGAUGGCGGAACUGGCUGCGAAGCGGGACAAGGAGCUUACGCCUCCGCCUGACACCCACUUUGACGGGCACGCGGAGAAGCGACAGCGGGGCACGGGCUUUAUGCAUUUUUCAAAGGAUGCGGAAGAGCGCAAAGAGCAAAUGGCCAACCUCGAGAAACAGAGGAUGGAGACGGAGAAGGCGAGGAGCAGGCGGAAAGAGGAGAUUGAGAAGAGGAAGGCGAUGAUUAGGGAAAAGAAGAAAGCGAUUGAUGAAAGGAGGGCGAAGGGUCAAGCAGACAAGUUUUUGAAUGACCUUGGGGAAGAGCUGUUUGGUGAGAAGGAAGAGGGCUCUGAGGACAGAGCAUGA
Messenger RNA from Periconia digitata, 1200 nucleotides. The record is from the annotation of a GenBank genome assembly. Lineage: Eukaryota; Fungi; Ascomycota; Dothideomycetes; Pleosporales; Periconiaceae.